AAAGAUCAAGGUUUAUCAGAAACAUUUUCAUCAGAAAAUAAACGAUAUUCACCAAAUGUGAGUGAAACGUCAGAUGCAGGACUCAUGGCUUAUUGGAAUAAUACAAUUAACGCAACCGACGUUAAUAUAAUUAAUAAUACAUCCAUGAAUGCAUUUCCUGAUCAAAUUAUAUCAUCUCGGUGGUUAUAUGGUAAUAUGGAACAUCCAUUUGUGGGAGAUUCAUGGACAAAUUUUCUUCGAUCACCUACGGUCUCACCAGGGCUUAUAAGAAGAUUCUCAAGAAGUAAUGAAAGUGGAGAAAACAGCAACGAAGAAGGAUAUUUCCAACAAAACAUGACAUUAUAUAACAAUAAUAAUCCAUAUACAUACGAUUAUUCUAUGGUAACUGAUAUGUCUAACGGACAACCAUUUUCUGAAUGGUCAGCUGGAAGAAUCAUGUCAAAUCGUAGGAAUUUAGUUGAUAUGGGUGAAAUGGGAUCGAUAAUUCCAUCAUCAAGUAUCAAUGUUCAUGGAAAUUCUACGGCUUCACAAUUAUUAAAUCCUACUAUAGGAUCAACAUUGGAUGGACUAGAUAUGUCAAAUGUAGAACUAAUGAAUAAUAAAGGAUUCAUGACAUCAGUACGAAGAACAG
Molecule: messenger RNA, 631 nt
Organism: Racocetra persica
Lineage: Eukaryota; Fungi; Glomeromycota; Glomeromycetes; Diversisporales; Gigasporaceae
Source: the annotation of a GenBank genome assembly